AUGGCGACAGCCUCUACCCUUCAUCUUAUUUCCCUUUUUCUUUCCUUCUCUUUCGCCUUUGCUUCUUUCUCCUUCUCCACCAGGGACGCCGCUGUCCUCCUCAGUGUCAAGAACACUCAGCUCGACGACCCUGAUUCCUUGCUUGAUGACUGGGUUGAUUCCGUUACCCCCUGUAACUGGACUGGCAUCACUUGUGAUGAUCGCACCCAUCAGAUUCUUGCCAUUGACUUCUCUGAGUUUGGCACUCUCGCCGGUCCCUUCCCGGCGGACUUCUGCCGGAUUCAGACUCUCCGGCAUCUCAGUAUCGCUAGUAACUACUUCAAUGGUAGUAUCUCUCCCGCCUCUUUUUCUCUUUGUUCGCAUAUCACGCUUUUGAAUAUCUCCGACAAUAUGUUUGUCGGGAACUUACCAGAAUUUGAGCCGAGAUUUGUUAACUUGACGGUUCUCGAUGUGUCUUAUAACAAUUUUACCGGCGAGAUUCCUGCGAGUAUUGGUGAAUCGUUAUUGCUUCAAGUUUUCCAUCUCGCUUCCAACUUUUUCUCCGGUAGAGUUCCUGAAUCUCUCACAAAUCUCACCGAGUUAACAGAGCUCUUAGCACCGGAAAAUCAAUUUCUAUCAGGUCCGUUGCCGGAAAACAUCGGACGUCUUAAAAAACUCCAAAUUUUCCGAAUUUCAAACACCAAUCUCUCCGGUAAAAUACCUGAUUCUAUCGGCGAUCUAUCCUCCAUCAAAAGUAUCGAUCUUUCUACAAACUCACUCACCGGCAGCAUUCCAGAUAGUAUUGGACUUCUGAAAGGUAUCGAAUAUCUUUGGCUCUACGACAAUGAUCUAUCCGGCGAACUACCAGAUGUGUUUGCGAAUCUAACUUCUUUGAUUCAGUUCGAUGCUUCUCUGAACAACUUCACCGGAAAACUACCGGCUAGUCUCGCCGGUUUACAUCUCCAGUCACUAGCCGUUAACGACAAUCAGCUUGAAGGUGAAAUCCCGACGGUUCUUUCUUCAAACUCCAUGCUUACCCAGUUGAAACUGUUUAACAACAAGUUUUCCGGUCGAUUACCGGAAAGUUUGGGUAAAAGUUCAGGUUUGGAAGAGUUUGAUGUCUCUGGUAAUCAACUUGAAGGUCCAUUGCCUUCGAAUCUUUGUUACAAGAAGAAGCUUCAGAAAUUCAUCUCUUUUAAUAACCGAUUUUCCAGUGGUAUUCCGGCGUCAUUGGCCGAUUGUAAAUCCGUUUACUAUGUUCCAGGGUUCAAUUCCUGA
Messenger RNA from Cynara cardunculus var. scolymus (artichoke), 1257 nucleotides. Its product is annotated as LRR receptor-like serine/threonine-protein kinase HSL2. Gene Ontology annotation, molecular function: protein binding. The transcript has 3 exons. Lineage: Eukaryota; Viridiplantae; Streptophyta; Magnoliopsida; Asterales; Asteraceae. The record is from RefSeq and is a predicted model, not a curated record. Bases 1 to 1257 code for a protein of 418 amino acids.